Limanda limanda (common dab) is the source of this 3219-nucleotide messenger RNA. RefSeq names its product MARVEL domain-containing protein 2-like. NCBI's taxonomy places the organism in Eukaryota, Metazoa, Chordata, Actinopteri, Pleuronectiformes, Pleuronectidae. The transcript has 13 exons. Gene Ontology annotation, cellular component: bicellular tight junction; cytoplasmic vesicle; apical plasma membrane. Gene Ontology annotation, biological process: bicellular tight junction assembly. The record is from RefSeq and is a predicted model, not a curated record. The coding region runs from base 1 to 3219 and encodes 1072 amino acids.
AUGUCUUCAGGAGGAGUUGGUUCUGUCACCAGGUUCGACCGGGUGCGAGAGGUCCCUCACUAUGACCAGGUCCCUCUGGAUCCCUUAUGGCAUAAUACUUUUCCCUUUCCCCUGGCACCCAUGAAUGGAGCAGUGCCAGCUCUCAGCUUAGACCCCCUUCCCCCUCCCCCUCUACCUGGUCAACCAGCUGUUGGUCCUGAAUCUUUCUACCCCUCCAGCAAUGAAGACCCAACAGAGAGCGAGAGUGAUGCCAUGGACAUUAAGCCAGUCCAUCGUUUUGUCCCUGACUCAGUCAAGAACUUUUUCAGGGGCAAUAGCGGCAACCGUGACAGCCAGGGACGGUCCAUCCCUCCGUCAACUGCCCCUCACUCGCCUGCAGCCUCAUCCAAGAAGAGUUCCAACGGCCGCACCACAACAGGGGUCCCCUGCUCACCCCCCCACUCCGCCCCUCCAUCUCCGUCCCUUCCUGGCUCCAACUGGGGCCACAACGGAGGCCCCGGGAGCAGCUACAACGCUCACAAGGAAGACGGACUGCUCCUGGGUGCUGAAGCUCUCGACUCUGCAUCUGCAGUGCCCACCAAUCUAUCAACACAGACCUAUCAGGAGCGGGUGGAAGAGUAUCACCUGCGUUACGCCUACAUGAAGUCCUGGGCUGGCCUCUUGAGAAUCCUUGGCUGCGUGGAGCUACUGCUUGGAGCGGCUGUGUUUGCCUGUGUCUGUGCAUAUGUUCACAAAGACAACGAGUGGUUUAAUAUGUAUGGAUACUCCAGUCCACAGCUGUUUGGAGGACUUGGUGGAGGGGCAGGUGGAUCGGGGGGCAGUUACUACACAGGCCCCAAAACUCCAUUUGUCCUGGUGGUGGCUGGUAUGGCAUGGAUAGUGACUGUUAUUCUAGUCGUUCUUGGGAUGUCAAUGUACUACAGAGCCAUCCUUCUAGACUCUUCCUGGUGGCCACUCACAGAGUGUUCCAUCAACCUUGUGUUGGCUGUGCUCUACCUUUCAGCAGGGGUGGUGUAUGUCAGGGACACCACUCGAGGGGGGAUGUGCAACAUACCAGUCUUCAAUAAUGGAAUAAACGGGGCGUUUUGUCGCACAGAGGCUGGCCAGAAUGCAGCCAUCGUCUUCCUCUUCAUCACCAUGGCGCUCUACUUCAUUAGUGCAGGAGUGUGUCUGAAGCUGUGGAGGCAUGAAGUAGCAAGGAUGAGGAGGGAGGCACUGGAACAGGAGCUGGGUCCAGGCUCCAGGGCCUCCGAGCAGACUCCUCUCCCCACCAUCAUGCCAGACCUCAUGGACGCCCCAAACAACUCUGCAGCUGCUCCUGUGAGGAUGCUGGAGCCAGAGAUCCUGCAAGGUCACAUACCAGCCGGAUACAUCCCCAAACCUGUAGUCAUAGCUGACUAUGUGGCGAAGUACCCCAACAUACGCUCAGAGGAGGAAAGGGACCAGUACAGGGCUGUGUUCAAUGACCAAUAUGCUGAGUAUAAGGAGCUGCACAGUGAGGUUCAGGCAAUGGCUUCAAAGUUUGAGGAUAUGGACGAGAUGAUACAGAAUCUUCCCUCCCGGCCGUCAAGCCAAAUGGAGAAGGAGCGGAUCAGUGGCAUUUUAAUGGAAUAUCAGAGGAAGAAAACCGACCCGACAUAUUUGGAAAAGAGGGAGAGGUGUGAGUACCUGAAGAACAAGCUCUCUCACAUGAAACAGAAGAUUCAUGAGUACAACAAGGUCGCGGACUGGAACGAUGGUGAGUGCCAUCUGGAUAUCAGAAUGCCGAGAGACAAACAUGGCCCCCCAGCAUACCCGACAGGUGGCAGUAAACACCACAGCAGCAGACACAGGCGCAGUGAGCAUGUGUCCAACCCAGCCUUCUCCUACUACCCAGGGGACAAGAUGCUUCACUUCUACCGCUGGACCUCACCCCCGGGUGUGAUGAAGAUAUUGUGUAUCAUCAUCGUCAUCAUGUGUGUGGCAGUGUUCGCCUGUGUGGCCUCCACACUGGCCUGGGACUACGAUAUGGGUCUCAUGGGUCUUGGAGGUGGAGGUGGCUUGAUGCCAGGUUAUGGUGGUGGAGGCACAUACGGUGGCUCGUAUGGCGGUUCAUAUGGUAACUCCUAUGGCGGCAAUUACGGCAGCUCAUAUGGAGGCGGAGGUGCUGGCGGUGGCAGUUCCUACGGAAGUGGAGGAACGCAAAUGGAUCCCAAGACUGGCAAAGGCUUCAUGAUCGGCAUUUCAGCCAUUACCUUUAUAGCUGUGCUCAUUAUAUUCGUGUUGGUUGUUUCGAGGCAAAAUGCUGCCCGCUCAGUAAAGUUCUACCUAGCAACCAUCAUCAUCAGCGCCAUCUUAGCGUUUCUGAUGAUCAUUGCCACUAUAGUGUACCUGGUAGCAGUGAACCCAACCGCUCAGUCCACUGGGUCGGUCUACUCCAGCCAGAUCCGCCAGCUGUGUUCCCAGUACCAGACACAGACCCAGGCCCAGGGCAUCUUCCUCAACCAAUACCUUUACCAUUACUGUGUGGUGGAGCCUCAAGAGGCCAUCGCCAUUGUCCUGGGCUUCCUUGUGUUUGUCGGUCUCAUCAUCCUGCUGGUGUUCGCUGUCAAGACUCGCUCGCAGAUCAGGCACUGGGGCCCAGAGCGCAUUCUCUGGGAGGAAGUGAAGGUCAUCACAGACGGUCCACACAACAGUGUCGGGGAGUGGGUGAACAAUGUGACUGGUGACCCAGAGAUAAUGGUGAAUGACUAUAAUGACAAAGUUGGGGGUUCCAGAGACUAUCUGGACCGACUGGACAACAAGCCUCUUUACCUACCAGGAGAUUCGGACAUAAGCAGCUCUGUGGGAAACCUGAAGCCCAGGCUGAAGGACUAUGACACUGGUGCAGAGUCUGGAGAUGACCUGGAGGAGGAGGACUUCAGCAUGUUGUUUCCUUCCAUUGUGGAUGAGCAAGAACGUCUGACCUACAAGCGGGAGUUUGACCUGGAUCACCAGGAGUACAAGGACCUGCAGUCUGAGCUGGACAACAUAAACCAAGACCUGGCCCACCUGAACAGAGAGCUCGACCGACAGCCUGAGGGCAGUCCACAGUUCUUGGAUGCCAUGAAUAAAUACACCAGACUGAAGAAUCACAAGAAGACCCCAGACUACCAGAUAAAGAAGAAGAGGUGUAAAUAUCUCAGGUCCAAACUGUCACACAUCAAGCGGAAGAUCAGUGACUAUGACCGACGACCAUGA